This is a messenger RNA of Mobula hypostoma (lesser devil ray), 3365 nucleotides long. RefSeq names its product centrosomal protein 72 (gene cep72). The record is from RefSeq and is a predicted model, not a curated record. The coding region runs from base 21 to 1922 and encodes 633 amino acids. The transcript has 13 exons. Gene Ontology annotation, molecular function: protein binding. NCBI's taxonomy places the organism in Eukaryota, Metazoa, Chordata, Chondrichthyes, Myliobatiformes, Myliobatidae.
GUGAGGACUGGUUUGAAAGAAUGGCGUUGAAAGCGACGGAGGAAUGGGUGAGGCGUAGAGUGGUAUUGGAGGAGGAGCGGCUUGUGGAUGUACGAUCUUUGUUCCUGCCAGGAAGUUGCAAAGAAAAGAUCACGCAUCUUGGCAAGUCUCUCAGGAACUUUACACGACUUAAAACACUUGAUCUAUCCCGUAAUUCUUUGAUUUCAUUGGAGGGGAUUCAACACUUGGUUCAUUUGGAAAAGCUCAACCUAUAUUAUAACAACAUAGCAGAUUUGAAAGAGAUAUUCCUGCUUCAUAACCUGACUAAUUUGAAAGAGCUUGACUUGAGACUGAAUCCUGUGUCCAAAAAUGAAUCAGACUAUCGGCUUUUUGUUGUGCACCUGCUACCCAAUCUUAGAAGGUUAGACGAUCGACCAGUUAGAGAUAGUGAGCGCAAAGCAGCGCUGAUGCACUUCAGUACAAAUCAGGCACAUGAAUUCCAUGAAUAUCCUGCUCAGGAAGCAGAAAAUGUAAGGUCCCGGCACCCAAGGGCAGAAUUUGUAGGCUCAUUGGCAAAGAAAUACUCAGAACUUGAUAAAGAUGAUGAAGCAGUUCUGAAUCUCAUUGCAAAGUCAGACUGGGAUAUGAAUGUACCUGCAAGAACCACACGUUCAGUGAAAAAUAAUCCUGAGGCCAAGUUGCAUAACAUGCAAGGUCUUCAUGAGAUUGACAAUGCAAGAAUCCAAGAAUCUGCAGCAAGAAAUACCUCACAAGCAACCAAGUCCCGGCCAGUCAGCAUCCCCAAGGGUGUCAUGAAUUCGCAAAGGAAAAGCUCUGUAGAAUGUCAAGCACUGAAUGAAGGCUACUCACGCAAUGUAGAGGGUCAACACCCUGGAUCAUCAGCAACUUGCACUUCCAAUGGUGUCAUGCCAGCCACUGAGAUGAAUGAAGAGGCACAGAAGGCUGAGAACCAAUCUGCCGGAAUGGUGCAUGGUCACCCCACAGCCGUGCUGAAACUACCUGGCGGACAUCUCAACACCAUCCCGACUACUGCAGCUUCCUGCCAGGUAGAGGAGCCACAUCUCAGGAGGCCACUUGCACCUCAGAGAUCUUGUGGUCCUGACCAUAGGGGCAGUGACGUCAGCAAUAGAUGCGGUGAGAAGGUUCAAUCAGUACCUUUUGAAGCGCAAACAACGAAUGCUCCAACAAUAGAUCGAAUCAUCUUUAAUCCGAAUCUCAUGAAAAGUUUCCUAGAUCUUGUUGACAGAUACUGGAAUGGAUUUAAAUCACUUCAUUGUAAUGAAAAAUUUCUGUAUCAGGCUGGGAAAAUAUUAACGGCAUUACAGAAAGAUAUGUUGAUCAAAAACACAUCAGAAGAAAUAACAAUGUUUCAAGAUGAAUCGAACAAUUUAAAAGCAGAGAUUAAGUCUUUGGAAACAUGUCUUUGUCAGCAAAAGCAAAGAUAUACUGAAGAACUUCAGUCAAUUUCAACGCAGCUAACUCAAGCUCAAAGAGAUAUGGAAGUCGUGAAGAAUCGUUUAACUCAGACCGCCGAUGAGAAAAAUCAACUACAGAAUGUUCUGAUAAAAUUAGAACAAAAAUCACAUAAUGUUUCCAAUUCUACAAGCCAACAAGUUGAAGACCUGCAGAAAGAUAAUGAGCAGCUGUGUUGCGAGAUUGACAGUCUGAAGCACCAGACCCAAUGUUACACCAAAAUUCAGGAUCUGACUGAAAAGCUCCAAGAAAGCCACAGAGCCCUGGUAUGCACAAACGAACACUUACUGAGAGAGUUAAAUGAAAUGCGAGCCCGACACAAGGCAGAAGUGGACCAAUUGCACUGGAGUUACAUUCAGCUGAAAAAAUUUGUAGAGAAGUCAACUCAGAAUACGACCAUGUCUGGUUAUACAUACUCAGGCAGAGACAUGGAAAAUCGGAGGCGCUGAAAGAAACCCGUAACAUUUCUGUGAAGUGGUCCAGUGAAAACAAACUAGAAGGAGCCUGUAUGACAUCACUUUGUUUACCAAAUGUUUUCCCCUUACAUCAAUACAGAUUUUAAUUGCUCACAGCCAGAUAUGUGUUAACAGUGUUUAAAGUACAUGUACCAAAGAUAGAAAUUUAACCAGCUUACUUUAUCAGCAAGAUUAUGGAGCUUUGUACUUUAUCACUCUUUGCUCCAAGUGCACUAUCUCCAAAGGACUAGGUAGAUAGUUCACCAGUCUGUAACACUGACAGCAAAGGAACAUGUAGCUGGGAUUCUAGAUGGGUUAGAAAUUGAUAAAGAGAAGUACUAAAAUAAAAGUGCGUGACACUUUAAAUGGAUAAAUCUCCUAGUCCCAAAAUAGGAUGCCGCGUACAGAUCCAGAGGUAGUGCCUGGAGACUGGAAAAUUGCAAAUGUUAUACACUUAUUCAAACAAAAUGGUGUAGAGAUAAAUACAGUAGUUACAUACCAUUGAGCUCAACUUUAAUGGUCUGGAUAAAUGAUAAUCUAGGAAUAAAUUACUUACACAAAUGUGGAUUAAUUGGAAAAAGUAGGCAUCAAUUUGUGUCUAAAUAUCUGAGCUUUUUCCUUAAAAUACAGGGCUAUCUAUGAAAAUGUGACUGAUACACUAUGUGUCUUCUGGAAGACAAUAAAAAAAGUGCUAUAAAUUAGGUUUGUCUUCAAGAGUGAAGAUCAUGUAUGGAAUCACAGGAGUUUGUCACAGCAUGGAUAGAAAAUGGGCUAGAUAACAGGAAAUAUUGAAAGAUUAUUUGUGUUUCAAGUGGAAGGAAGUGUGCAGUAGAGUUUCCCAGGACUUUGUACCUGGACCUCAUGUAUAUGGUGCUCAGGGUACAAUUUCCAAACUGUGAUCAGCUUCAGGGAGAUGUAGGCUAACUGGUAGAAUUGGUAAAUUUGUGGCAGAUGCAGCUUAAUUCCAAGAAAUUUAAAGCAUUACUUCUUGAAAGAAUAUAAACCUCAGCAAUUCUAAAAGCACUACAAGAUCAGAGACUGUUACAAAUGGCAGGGCAGGUAUGAAAGUGUUUUUUAAGAGAGUAUGCAAUUUUGCACUUAAUAAAUUAGAGGCAAAGGAAAUGAGCAAGUUUUGAUGAAUUUUUUUAUAAAGCACUGUUUUGGUCACAACUGAAGUAUUGUGUUUGUUUCUGGGAACCAUGCUUUCAGAAAGUUGCUGCAAAGAGUGCAGGAGAGAUUUGUUUCAAAAUGAUUCCAGGGAAAGGGACUUUCCUUUCAUAUGCUCUGAGACUUUUACUUUCAUGUUGUACUGGCACCUGAAUAAUUUGAAUUACCAGUACAGCUUUGGCUGUAUUUAGUUUACUCUACAUUAAUACUUUACACCAAGCACUUUUCAUUAGUAAUUUAUAACAAUUGUUUGAAAUUCCUUUGUCAUUU